AUGCAUAAUGAUAAUACAAAAGCUGUUUAUGGUGUUUUUUCAGAUAUGUCUAAACCUUCUUCAUGUAUUAAUAAUAUUUUACCACCAGAAAUUUUACAAAAGAUUUUUCUUUUGUCGGCUGAAUCCUUACAUGAUGCCUUACAUAUAUCUACAACAUGUCAACUUUGGCGAAAACUGAUUUUUAAUCCAUUUUUUAUCGAACACUAUUGGAUAUUCGAUGAUAAACAUCGUAAAAAAGGUCUAAUUCGAUGGUGGAAUUUUAAUGAAAAUAUACCCGAUCAAAAUAAUCCAUUUCGUAAUUGUUCUAUUACUAACUGUUUUCUUGGUAAAUGUGCGAAUUUCAGAGAUGAUUCUGAAAUCACUGAAGAGGAAGUACCUAAAAAUACCAUUGAUCGAGGUUCGGAUUAUACUAUCGCAUUUUGGCUGUUAAUUCCUGAAAUAGGUGAUGAACCUCGUUGUAUAUUUAUGGUACGCGAUGAUGAUUGGGAUUAUACACGGUCAGCUGGAGUAGCUAUAGAUGAAACUAAUUUUUUGUCGAUCGUAUUUGCAUCAACUAUUAGUGAGCGUAUAAUUCAAUCUAAUGUUCAAAUGAAACCAGAUCAAUGGUAUCAUAUUGUACUGGUACAAGAAUGCAUACCAGGUGAUGAAAAACCUCAACAACAUUUGUGGAUUAAUGGUAAACUUGAGUUAACAGAGAAAGUACCUAUUGCUGCCUUUAGUAGUACUGCUGAGGUUUGUUUCUUCUUUAGCAUUCUAUGGAAUCACUCUAUAGCUGAUGUAUCUUACUGGUCUAGACGUUUAUUACCAUUAGAAAUUCGAGCUAUCUAUGAACAAAAAACAUCAAUCGAUAAAGUUAAUAUGGCUAAAUAUAUUUUUGAACAUUUAAAUAGUUAA
Molecule: messenger RNA, 894 nt
Organism: Adineta steineri
Lineage: Eukaryota; Metazoa; Rotifera; Eurotatoria; Adinetida; Adinetidae
Source: the annotation of a GenBank genome assembly